This is a messenger RNA of Apodemus sylvaticus (European woodmouse), 4595 nucleotides long. RefSeq names its product alpha 1,3-galactosyltransferase 2 (gene A3galt2). Gene Ontology annotation, cellular component: vesicle; membrane; Golgi apparatus. Gene Ontology annotation, molecular function: hexosyltransferase activity. The transcript is spliced from 6 exons. Lineage: Eukaryota; Metazoa; Chordata; Mammalia; Rodentia; Muridae. The record is from RefSeq and is a predicted model, not a curated record. Gene Ontology annotation, biological process: carbohydrate metabolic process. The coding region runs from base 236 to 1351 and encodes 371 amino acids.
GUGUGUCUUCUCCGCCCUGGGUUCACUGUGGAGAGUUCUGCUCUUACUCCGCCUUCCUCGAUCUUCACUCAGCAUCCUGAAGACAGGGUUUGUCUUUCCUUCUCACUUACCUUGAUGUCUUGGACCCAGCACAAGAUUUGGUGCCACAGUGUGACCAAGAGCAGAGCCAAACAGACCCUGAAUUAAGCUGCUGGCUUGCCACAGGCACUGUUAAAGGAGGCUGGUCUCUUAGGAGAUGGCUCCGGGGGCUGAAUGGGGAGUGCACCGGCCAGGGUCACACGGAGGAGGUUGCAGAGAACAGGAAGGACAGAGACAAAGAGGCCAAGCGAAGCCAACCUGGGGACUUUCACGGGCCAAGAAGAGACUCCUGUGGCGGUUCUUCCUGUCUGCAUUUGGUUUCUUAGGCCUGUACCACUACAGGCUCAGGAUUCUCAGGCGCAUAGAAGCCUCCAUUCCCAUGGAUGUCUGCCCUACAGCCACGAUGCCUCUGCCGCAGGACAAUUUCACAGGAGUACUGCGCCACCGGGCCCGGCCUGAAGUCCCGACCUGUACCUCUUGGGGAGCCCCAAUUAUUUGGGACGGCACCUUCGACCCACACGUGCCUGAACAAAAGGCGAGACGGCAGAACCUCACCAUCGGACUGACUGUCUUUGCUGUAGGCAGGUACCUGGAGAAGUACCUGGAACACUUCCUGGCAUCGGCAGAGCAGCACUUCAUGGUCGGCCAGAACGUGGUGUACUAUGUGUUUACAGAUCGCCCGGAAGCAGUACCCUACGUGGCCCUAGGCCGGGGUCGCCUGCUGCGGGUGAAACCCGUGCAGCGAGAGAGGCGCUGGCAGGACGUGUCCAUGGCACGCAUGCCCACGCUACACGAGGCGCUGGGAGGACAGCUGGGCCAAGAAGCUGACUAUGUGUUCUGCCUGGACGUGGACCAGUACUUCACCGGUAACUUCGGGCCCGAGGUGCUGGGAGAUUCGGUGGCGCAGCUGCACGCCUGGCACUACCGCUGGCCGCGGUGGCUGCUGCCCUACGAGAGGAACAAGCGAUCGGCUGCUGCGCUGUCCUUAGGCGAAGGCGAUUUCUACUACCACGCUGCGGUGUUUGGGGGCAGCGUGGCCGCGCUGCUCAAGCUGACGGCCCACUGUGCGGCUGGCCAACAGCUGGACCGUGAGCGCGGCGUUGAGGCACGCUGGCACGACGAGAGCCACCUCAACAAGUUCUUCUGGCUGAGCAAGCCCUCCAAGCUGCUGUCGCCUGAGUUCUGCUGGACAGAGGAAAUUGACUGGAGGACAGAGAUCCACCACCCUCGCCUGCUCUGGGCACCCAAGGAGUACAGACUGGUGCGAAACUAGCAGACCCACCCUGGCCAGGCAGGCCUUGGAGCAUCUUUGGCACUGAGGGUGUUGAGUGGGAUUGUAAAAUGUUUCAAAAUCUCAAAAACGUCAAUUAGAACGUUUGGUAGUUAUGGUGCCUCUGGAAGGGAGACUUUGGAACGCAGAGGUAUUGAAAAGGGACACCUGUGCCUAGGGCCUGUAGACCCUUUGUCUCCUUCAACCGAAUACAAAUUAUGGGAAGGCAAGAGUUUUGGCAGGUUUGUAUCACAACUGUUUGUCAGCAGGGGAGUGCAGGGAGUAUCACCAACUAGGGUUAAAACUUUUGCGGAGGCCUUGGGGUCAGGGCCUUCCUCAGCCUUUUGAAGCAGCUGGUGUCUAGCUUCUGACUGGACCCAGGUAUCAGGGUUCCCAGACCAGUGUUGCAGCUACGGAGCCUUUCAGUAUCUGAGGCUUGAGAGCUGUCUGGAGCCAUUCCUGAGACCGGGAUCUGCAGUUUCUCGUUUCUUGGUCCUCGCUGACUAACAUCUUUUUUGCUUCAGCCUCAGUUCUCCAUCCUCUGCCUCUGCUGGCUCUCUUGUCCAUAAUCGUGUGAGGCCCCUGUCUGCAUUGGUUCAACCGCUUCUUCCUCCACCAUCAAGCAGGCUUCCAUUUCUGCAGCUUGGCUGGUCCCCUGACCCAGUGAGCACCUCCCCCUCAGCUCCCAAGCAGCCGGCUGACUUGCUGCUGUUGUGGUGUGGUCGGCAGACCUCUCUGUUGUCACUGCCUCAGCCACCACCACUGCUGCGCUGUCUUUUCCUCCGUGUUACUGGACAGCCUUCACCCUUGGCAAGGCCAUUCAAGGGAAGCCUCUCGUGGGACCUAACAGCUGGGUGUCAGGAAGCACCAGGGGAGAAUGUCAGUCCUCCUCCCCACCCCCACCCCUGCAUACUUACUCACUAAGGGAAGCUGUGUAGCCCUGGCUGUCCUGAACUCACUCUGUAGAUCAGGCUGGCCUUGAACUCAGAAAUCCGCCUGCCUCUGCCUCCCAAGAACAUCUAGUUUUAUUGCCAUAAGUGAGAUGUUUGAACCAACCCCGCGUCAUCUCUCUGGAAUACUCACAGGUGGCCCUUUUGCUAGACCCCCCUCUCUGUGUGGGAAUCGCUAUGGAGUCUUCUAGAGUUCACAAAGGCUUUGGCAGCAGAAGGUCUCUUUCAAAUAGCCAUGGUUUUAUGACUGUGCCUUCAGGAGCUCUGACUGUUGUGUGGGACUCUCAAGGUAUCUGUGGGCUGUGCACGACAAGGCAGCUGGCAUGGGGUAGUCUAACAACUGCUAACGUGGGAGUCAAGUUAACUGCCACCAGACCUUGAGCACCAGGGGGAUGUAAACAGUAGGGGUUUGAAGAACUUAUCGUUAACACAUGUAAUAAUUAUAAGAGACGUUCGACAUUGCCAUGGUCCCAGGAAGGGAUGAGACUCUUCCCCCAGCCCUUCUCACCUCUGACCUUACUGAGUGUUUCUUUUGACAGGAUAUUUUUAACAUGAGGAGACUGGGGAACAAAAAGGGACCAAAUUGCCCAGACAUGGAACCUGGUCAAGCUCUUGUGACAUCAGCAGCAAGAGAGUGAGGAUUGGCUCUUCCUUCGAGCUCUGACCUAUCUCCCCUGGCCGUAGCACAGCUCGCGCAUGUUUAAGGAAUGCUAUAACAAACAAGAAAUUUCAAAAUGAUUCUUAAUGGCAUUUUCUUCUAGAGAGUGAAUAUUAAAAAAAAAAAAGAAUGGAAAAGAAGAAAAGAGAGGGGAGGAAGAGGAAGAAGAGGAGGUGGUGACUGAGUUUCCUCAUCUAUGCCUUCAGUACCAUUCUCCUCUGGAAGAAAGACACAGACAUGGUGCUGGGGAUAGCACCAGUCAAAUAAGCAUCCGGGUCUUAGUUAGUGCUGUGAACGGAUGCCGUGACCACGGCAACUCUUAUAACAGACGACAUUUCAUUGGAGCUGGCUUACAAGGUUCAGAGCUUGAGUCCAUUACCACCAUGGUGGGAAGCACGGCAGUGUCCAGGUAGGCAUGGAGCUGGAGGAGCUGAGAGUUCUACAUCUUGUUCCAAAGACAAACAGGAGAAGGAAGACUGGCUCUCGGGCAGCUAGGAAGAGGGUCUCCAAGUCCAACCCCACAGUGACACACUUGCUCCAACAAGGACACACUUCCUAAUAGUAUUACUCCCUGUGGGCCAAGCACUCAAACGUAGGAGUCUAUGGGUCCAAACCUAUUCAGACAACUGCAUUCUGCAAUGCCAGCACGGGUGCCUGUGUUCAUAUCUUAGGGACCAUGUGAAAGCAGGCGUGCUGGCGCAUACUUGUCAUGGGGAGGCUGAGACAGGAUGGCACUGCUUGAACCAGAGCUUCAGGUUCAGUGAGGGAGCCUGAGGGAGCCUGUCUCAAAAACGGAGAUGGAGACAACAGAGGAACAUACGUGCCAUCGACCUCUGGUCUCUGCAUGCACACACACGCAUAUACAUACAUGUAUAUGCACAUGCACAUACAAACACACACAUGCACACAUGCAUAUGCACACACAAUACACAUACAUGCACACGCACGUACACACAUGCACACACACAUGAGACACUCUUGCAAGGCAUGUAUGUUACAGAGUGGACCGCUUGCCCGCACUCCUGACACUGUACUUUAACCUCCAUUGCUUCCCAGUAGGGCCGACUCUCUAUUUGUCUGGCCAGCCCCUGGUGGUGGUUUACAAUCUUAUACUGUUUACAAACAAGUUCCGGUAUUGCUUCUGCUAUUGAGCAAACUAUCCUUUUUGCUUCCCAGUGUCUUCUGCCUGAACCAGAUGAACAAAAGUCAAGCCCUUUGAAUUCUAAAAGAGGGGCUGGAUGGGCCAAUGUGCUUAAAAGGCAGGUGGGCGCUGGCUGUGAGCUGGCAUGGUCCUUCCUCAUGUGGGGCAACGCUUGUCCUCUCCACCAAACCCUAUAACAUUCACUAAUCCUAACUAGCUCUGCCCUGUUGGGGCACUGACUGUGAGUCAGGAACAUCUUUUUUUUUUUUUUACGAUUUAUUCUAUGUAAGUACACUGUAGCUGUCUUCAGACACCCUACAAGAGGACGUCAGAUCUCUUUAAGGAUGGUUGUUAGCCACGUGUGGUUGCUGGGAUUUGAACUCAGGACCAUCAGAAAAGCAGUCAGUGCUCUUAACCACUGAGCCAUCUCUCCAACCUGAGUCAGGAACAUCUUAUUGUGAACCUUCCCUUCUAUAAAGUGCCUGUGUGUUAUAACAA